Molecule: messenger RNA, 1539 nt
Organism: Macrosiphum euphorbiae (potato aphid)
Lineage: Eukaryota; Metazoa; Arthropoda; Insecta; Hemiptera; Aphididae
Source: the annotation of a GenBank genome assembly
AUGUAUAAGUGUGAUCAGUGCCCGUCAGUUUUCUCCGCAAAACGUAAUUUGGUCGCCCACCAAAAGAAGCAUGCAGGUGUACGUUUUCCGUGCACUGCAUGCCCAUCGACAUUCUCGUACAAAAACAACCUCAACAAGCAUCUGAAGAACAUUCAUGGUAUCGUUUCAGCUCACCUCAGACCAUUGCCAGCUGCUCCGAUCAUAGAUCAGACAGCACGACCGAGCGUCAUCCAGUUCGCGCCUCGUAUUGUUGCCCCCGAUAGCGAGACCGGUGACUCAUGCGUCAUAAUAGAAGAUGAUGAUACAGCACCAGCGUUUUCUUUCGAUGCAAUGUUGAAAUACACUGCAAUAAAACUGGAAUUACUGUCAGAUUAUGAAAUGCUAUUAAUGAUUGAAAAUGGUAUUCGUGGAGGACUUACACAGGCCAGCAUGCGGUACGCAAAACCUAACAAUGAGAGAACACCUGAUUAUAACCCAGCAGACCUAAAAUCCUGGCUUGUUUAUCAGGAUUGCAAUAAUCUUUACGGUUGGGCAAUGUCGCAGUACAUGCCCUACGGGGGCUUCAAGUGGGUUAAUCCUUCUCUUAACGGAUUGGCUGAUUUGAACGCAACUUCCCCUAUAGGACGGAUCUAUGAAGUCGACAUAACUUAUCCAAAAGAACUUCACGAUAAACACAACGACUUGCCAUAUUUACCGCAAAACAGUAUACCGCCAGGCUCAAAAGUGCAGAAACUCAUGGCGACAUUUAAACCGAAAAAAAAUUAUGUGGUUCACUAUCGCAACCUCCAGCAAGCCUUGAACAAUGGUCUCAUAGUUGAAAAGGUGCAUAGAGUUGUUCAAUUUAAACAAUCACCAUGGCUCGCACCACACAUUGCUUUGAAUACCGAGAUGCGAAAAAAGGCAAAGAAUGAAUUUGAGAAGGAUUUCUUUAAAUUACUAAACAACGCUGUAUUCGGAAAAACCAUGGAAAAUGUUCGUAAACGUAUGGAAAUGAAACUUGUUUCGUGUGACAGACGUUUACAGAAAUUAAUAAACAAAUCGACAUUUAACUACUGCACUACGUAUUCUGAAAACCUAAAUGCCGUAACAUUGGAAAAUAAGAUCAUCAAUUUUUGCAAACCUAUUUAUAUUGGUCUUGCGGUUCUUGACAUAAGCAAGAGUUUAAUAUAUGAUUAUCAUUAUAAUGUGAUGCAAAAACACUAUGGGGAUAAAAUCGAGCUCAUGUAUACAGAUACAGAUUCAUUGGUAUAUUAUAUCCAAACCGAUGAUUUCUAUGAAGACCUCAAGAAUAAUAACAACUUAUUCAACCGAAUGGAUACUUCCAACCUACCGGAAGACCAUCCAUGUUUUAUUUCGGAGAGAAAAAAAAUACCGGAGGAGAUGGAUGUUAAGAGAGAAAAUGUAUCCAUCCGCUCUUUCAAACAUCAACUGAUGACAAUAAAAUCAAACAAAUUAACGUUUAAUAACUUUGAUGAUAAAAGAGUUAUCCUAGAAGAUAAAAUCCAUACCUUGGCUCACGGACAUUACUCUCUAAAGUAA